AAAAGAGUGCAAUAGAAAAUAUAAAAAUAUAAAAUAUACAUAGAAAUAGAAAAUCCGUUUUAAUACCAAAACGAAUAUGUUUUGCGCCGUCGAGGAGUGCAGGACCCCCCUGACGGGAAGCAGCCAGAGCUCCUUCAGAUUUCCCAUCGAUUCAAAGCUGCGCCUUCAGUGGACCCUCUUCUGCCGCCGAAUUGACGACAUAAAUUACCCAAUGAAAGGGAUUUGCGGCUGGAUCGGGGGGUCUGUGGAUAUCUGACACCCCUCAAACUAAAGCCAGAAGCUGUGCCCAGCCUGCAAUCGCAUCAAGAUAUGGAUUUAGAAAUAGUUGAGGAGCAUUUGCUGCCACCAGAGACAAACGAGGAAACUCUAAUGGUGCAAUACGAUAAAGAGCCUGCCAGGAACCAGCCAGAGGAGUCGGAGAGUGAUUACGAAUUUGAGGAACUGCCUGCGGAGGAGUGUCUGCAAGUACAGGUGGUGGACGCCGAUGGCUACCUUAAGGUCUUGGAGAAGGAAAACUCCGAACUGAAACGCGACAACUUAAUAAUGAAUCUGUCCAUCCAGACCAGCGAAAGGGACACGGAGAGACUGCAACGGCAGCUGGACAAAUCGAAUGACCUCUAUGGACAACUCGUUACAAAUUUGGAGAGGAUAUUCUCCCCGGCCCAAAUCGAAAAGAUUCAGAAUGACAGGCGUAUCGUGUGGCCCAGGGCGGACCUAAUAGAAGCGCAUAAUCUGUAUGCGGCCAGCAGAAGUGUCUGCAACAUCCUGCUGAGAAGGAACUAUCCACUACCCUCUGUGCGGACAAUGCAGUACUGGGAAGCCCGUGAGCGGAACCGAACCGCGAGCGCAGCGAAUCAGACUGCCCAGCGGAGCGCAACAGAGCAGGCCAUGUCCCAUCUGCUCGAGGUCAUUGAUGCGAUCAACCUGGUUCACAAUUACACCUAGCGUACACCCACCAUAUCCAUCUAUCCUGAUGUCGUAGAUAACAUCAACUUGGAUCACAAUUAUACAAAGGCCGAGUUCCCAUAAACAAGAUGCCACAUAGUAAGGUGUCGAUCGAGUUUAAUCGAAGCUGCGAACACAUUCAAUUAUUUAGAUACAUCAAUGUGAGGUAUUUUUAUAAAUCAUCAGUUUAUGAAGAUUUGUGUUUUUUUAUGUUUUAAGAGGUUUUAACUCUCUAAAAUGUCUCUGCUCCAUUUCCCGUCGGACUUUUUCGAUUAAAUGUACAUGUAUACAUAUGUAUAAUAGAUUUAAUCAGUAUAAGUUUAAUCAAAGCAUUAUUAUUCGAUGCCAUACGCAAUAUAAUGCCACUGUUCGAUUAACUUUGUUAUGUUCUCACGGGCCAUCCAUUAAGUUGUUGUUACGUUGUACAGGAAACAUUAUUAAAUAGGACUAAGGGAUAUCUGAAUAAAACAGUAAUGUAUAAAUAUAAUAUAAUAAUAUAGUAAUAAACGAGACAUUCCAUAUUGAAUAAAUUGCAUUUAUUAGAAUAUGGAACUAAGACUAAUUUGUUGAUUGGAUACUGUUGCACCUGAAGCGCACACAGCCUGCGAUUCAGCGAUUCACUGUCCAACGGUGUCAAUAAUGUAUGUACGAGUAUAUCCCUUCCUACUUAGUCGCUUCUCUGGUUUUAGUUGCUUCCGAUUUACAUACAAUUUGUAACUAAAUAUAUAUAAAUAUACAUAUGUAAAAACUAAACGGGGAU
This is a messenger RNA of Drosophila pseudoobscura, 1705 nucleotides long. RefSeq lists its product as uncharacterized. The transcript is spliced from 2 exons. NCBI's taxonomy places the organism in Eukaryota, Metazoa, Arthropoda, Insecta, Diptera, Drosophilidae. The coding region runs from base 310 to 945 and encodes 211 amino acids. The record is from RefSeq and is a predicted model, not a curated record.